UAUUAUUGAAGAGGGCGACAGGAAAGCAUCAGUCCUUGGCCAAGAAAAAGAGACUGAUGCUUGUAUUAGUCAACCACACAGACUCAUGGGGUACCUGAUGUGCCUAAAACUCUCGUGCUUUCCCAGAUACAGUCUGAUGCGCUCUCUGACUUUGCAAAAGGGACCUCUGACUUCCAACCUCCAUGAAGAGCAGACAUGCUUGACACGGAGAGAAUUAAAUAAACAGCUCUGCAGUACUUUGAAGAUGCAGAAGACCAAGUUUCAGAGAGGAAAGGCAUUACUUUGUGCAGAUUAGUAUUUGUCAUGGGAUUUGUUAUGCGUGGCACCUCCAAAAUAACUCCCUGCUGCAGUUGAAGCUUUGAGCAGAUAGCAAAAAUUCCUUUGUGGGCAAAGAAGGGUCAUUUUGUGCAUCCGUGGAGCAUGGGAACAUGCAGCCUGCAACACCAUGGCAGUGUCCUCGCAAGGAAGCAGAUGACUGUCCUCCAUCACAAUGUGCUGGCUUCUGAAACAACAGUAAUUUAAUUUAAAAAGUUACAGAGCCAUUUGCAACUGUCUAUUGCAGUUAGUUUAGAUGGAAAACAAGUUCAUUCUGGUCUUGACUGGGGGAAACAUAAACGUCUAUUAAUAGGAAAGAAACAAAGUUUAAUUUGCUCAUGGAUCAGUGAAGUACAAAAAUGUGCCUCCAUGUUGCAUGGACUCUGCCCUUUCUCAGCAUUUAUGAUUCAGGAAUAAGGGCCAGCAGAGAUUAGAAGAAGGCAACUCUCUCAAUUUGUACCCACUCCUGGCCUUACUGACUGCUGCUUCAGCAAUAAACAACACAGAAGCUGAAGAACUUGAUAAAUAAAUAAGGCUAUCUUAAGAGGUGACAUGAACCUUGAAGAGUAUUUUGCAAGAACUGGCUAUAAAGGUUCACUUGAAAAACAAGAUUUGGAAACCUUAACCGAUAUAUUCCAGCAUCACAUACGUGCUGUUCCCUUUGAAAACCUCAGCAUCCAUUGUGGGGAGAAAAUUACUUUGGAGCUGGAGCAUGUGUAUAACAAAAUUGUGCGGAGGAAGCGGGGUGGUUGGUGCAUGGAAAACAACCAGCUAUUGGGCUGGGUCCUGAAACAUCUGGGGUACGACACCAGCUUUCUGGGAGCAUAUGUGUUCAAUCCACACCAAAACGCGUAUGCCACCCUCAUGACCCAUCUCCUUGUAAAAGUAGUGAUUGAUGGCAAAGCCUAUAUUGUUGAUGGAGGCUUUGGUGUAUCCUAUCAGAUGUGGCAGCCGAUGGAGCUGGUGUCGGGAAAAGACCAGCCCCAGGCUCCCGGCGUCUUUCGCUUCACAGAGAAAAAUGCCAUCUGGUACCUCGAGAAAAUGAGACGGAAACAAUAUAUCCCAAAUCAAAACUUCUCUAACUCCGAUCUUCUGGAGAAAAAAGACUGUCGGAAAGUUUACAUGUUCAGCCUCGAGCCACGGACAGUGGAAGAUUUCCGUUUCCAGUGCACGUACCUUCAGACCUCUCCAGACUCCCUCUUUAUGAAGAAGUCCAUCUGCACCCUCCAGACCACUGAUGGCUUUCGAGCACUAAUUGGGUGGACGCUCACUGAGACCACAUACAACUACAAGGAAAAUAUGGAUCUGGUGGAAUUUGUAACUCUUGAAGGUGAAGAAGUGGAAAAAACCCUCAAAGAGAAAUUCAACAUAACCCUCGACAGGAAACUUGUCCCAGUUAAUGUCAAAGGAUUUUACACAAUCUAGGUGACCAGGAAAACCUACACUAGUGCUAUGUAUAUACAAUACCUCCCACUGUCUGCACGAUCACUACUGAAAAUCAUGGGAUUCUUUGCAGGCAAUUGAAGGAAAAAUACAUUAAUAUGAGAUUAAAGUGAAUUUUGCUCUGGGAAAUAUCAGUCAGGUAGAUAAAAAAAAAAACUU
Messenger RNA from Neopsephotus bourkii (Bourke's parrot), 1917 nucleotides. RefSeq names its product arylamine N-acetyltransferase, pineal gland isozyme NAT-10. Gene Ontology annotation, molecular function: acetyltransferase activity. The record is from RefSeq and is a predicted model, not a curated record. The transcript is spliced from 2 exons. Lineage: Eukaryota; Metazoa; Chordata; Aves; Psittaciformes; Psittacidae. The coding region runs from base 868 to 1740 and encodes 290 amino acids.